This is a messenger RNA of Procambarus clarkii (red swamp crayfish), 750 nucleotides long. Its product is annotated as oligoribonuclease, mitochondrial. Lineage: Eukaryota; Metazoa; Arthropoda; Malacostraca; Decapoda; Cambaridae. Gene Ontology annotation, cellular component: mitochondrion. Gene Ontology annotation, molecular function: nucleic acid binding; 3'-5'-RNA exonuclease activity. The record is from RefSeq and is a predicted model, not a curated record.
UAAUGUGAAUGGUGUGUGUAGGUGACUUAGUGUGGUGUAUGUAGUAAUGAUGGCGAGUGUGUCCCGUGUGUUGAGUCUGGCCGCUGCUACACGCUCCACGCUCCACGCCUCCAUCAUGUCUCUCGCCAAGAUGCCUAAACUGAGUGAAAGAUUAGUCUGGGUGGAUCUCGAGAUGACGGGCUUAGAUGUAGAAAACGAACAAAUAAUGGAAGCAGCAGUGAUAGUGACAGACAGUGAACUAAAUAUUGUGGCAGAGGGCCCCAACCUUGUACUGAAGGUUGAGGAUAAGGUGCUGGAUACCAUGAAUGAUUGGUGCAAACAGCACCAUGGAGAGUCUGGGUUGACAGAAGCAUGUCGGAAAAGCACCAUAACCCUCUCGGCAGCAGAGGACCAGCUGUUCCAGUUUAUUGUUCAGCACACAGAUAAGGGCAAGGCUCCUUUAGCUGGCAACUCGGUGCAUUCGGACAAAAAGUUCCUGGAUAAAUACAUGCCUAAACUGAUGAAGCACCUCCACUACCGUAUUGUUGAUGUGUCAACAGUCAAGGAGUUGUGUAGACGUUGGUAUCCGGAAGAGUUUGCUGCAGCUUCUAAGAAGAAAGUGGCUCAUAGAGCUCUAGAUGAUAUUAAAGAAAGUAUUGAAGAGCUUAGAUAUUAUAAAGCGACAGUAUUCAAAUGACGUUGAGAAAGUAUAUAAUCUUCAUUCUUGUUUUGUUAUCUGGUCAAAUUAAAUCAUUAAAAAAAAUCAAAUGC